AUGAAGGACACAUUCACUUCUGCAGGUCCCCGGAGGCCGAAGACUCUUCACAACCUUGACAGCCCCUACCCUCCAGUACAAUGGCCCCACAUAGCCCCCAACGCCCAGCAGCUUGUGCUCGAUCUGCUUGACGGUUUGCUCUCACCAAUAGGCCAAUAUCGCUUACACCAUGUCACUCCGUCCAAGGGAAAGCGGGCCAGGAAAAGAAGACACCAGGAGCAGCCCUCUGAAGACGCAACGGUGGAAAAGCCAAAUCCGCAACGACCUCCCAUAUGUGAGCACCUGACUGUUGGUUUCAACUCCACAACAAGGCAUCUGGAAGCAUCAGCUCAAGCAAGCAAGAGCGCUGAGCGUUCAAGCCUGCCUCACUUGGUCGCUGUGUUCGUUGCUGUCGAGGAGGGGUCCAAUGUCUUGCAUUCGCAAUUUCCACUCCUAUGCAAAGUCGGCUCGAAGGCCCAGCCAGAUCUGCCUGAAAUACGGCUGGUUUCCUUACCGAGGGGAGCCGAGCAACGACUGGCAAAGGCAUUGGGUAUCCAUCGCGUUGGCCCCAUAGGUCUCCUAGUCAACGCUCCAGACAGCGAACCGCUUGUCCAGUUCGUAAGGGACAAUAUUGCAGCCAUAGAGGUACCUUGGUUGGAUCAUUUGACAAGGGGAGAGUUGCUGCCAACACAAAUCAAGACUAUUGAAACGACAGCUCCCGUGAAGGUUAAGAAAGCGAAGGGGCGGAUCGUGAAGAGCCAGUCGUGA
Bacidia gigantensis is the source of this 747-nucleotide messenger RNA. RefSeq lists its product as uncharacterized. Gene Ontology annotation, cellular component: cytosol; nucleolar ribonuclease P complex; ribonuclease MRP complex. Gene Ontology annotation, molecular function: ribonuclease MRP activity. The record is from RefSeq and is a predicted model, not a curated record. Bases 1 to 747 code for a protein of 248 amino acids. NCBI's taxonomy places the organism in Eukaryota, Fungi, Ascomycota, Lecanoromycetes, Lecanorales, Ramalinaceae. Gene Ontology annotation, biological process: tRNA processing; rRNA processing; nuclear-transcribed mRNA catabolic process, RNase MRP-dependent. The transcript is spliced from 3 exons.